Acanthisitta chloris (rifleman) is the source of this 1168-nucleotide messenger RNA. It is a transcript of the gene KATNAL1, whose product is annotated as katanin p60 subunit A-like 1. Gene Ontology annotation, cellular component: microtubule cytoskeleton. Gene Ontology annotation, biological process: microtubule severing. The record is from RefSeq and is a predicted model, not a curated record. Lineage: Eukaryota; Metazoa; Chordata; Aves; Passeriformes; Acanthisittidae. The transcript is spliced from 7 exons. Gene Ontology annotation, molecular function: microtubule binding; microtubule severing ATPase activity; ATP binding. The annotation marks the transcript as partial.
AAAAUAGCCCAGGAAUUUGGUGAUGGGGAAAUUCCAAAAUUUGAUGGAGCAGGUUACGACAAAGACCUGAUCGAAGCUCUUGAAAGAGACAUUGUAUCAAGGAAUCCAAGUAUUCAUUGGGAUGACAUAGCAGAUUUGGAAGAAGCCAAGAAAUUAUUAAGAGAAGCUGUUGUUCUUCCAAUGUGGAUGCCUGAUUUUUUCAAAGGGAUCAGAAGACCUUGGAAGGGUGUGCUGAUGGUUGGUCCUCCUGGCACUGGCAAAACAAUGCUAGCAAAAGCUGUUGCUACAGAAUGUGGAACGACAUUCUUCAAUGUGUCUUCCUCUACACUGACAUCUAAAUAUAGAGGCGAGUCUGAGAAGCUGGUCCGCCUCUUGUUUGAAAUGGCACGGUUUUACGCUCCAACAACAAUCUUCAUCGAUGAGAUAGAUUCCAUCUGCAGCCGCAGAGGCACAUCUGACGAGCACGAGGCCAGUCGCAGAGUCAAGUCAGAGCUGCUUGUGCAGAUGGAUGGGGUAGGUGGUGCUCUGGAAAAUGAUGACCCUUCCAAGAUGGUUAUGGUAUUAUCUGCUACAAAUUUUCCCUGGGAUAUCGAUGAAGCUCUCCGACGGAGGCUGGAGAAGAGGAUUUAUAUACCUUUGCCCACAGCAAAAGGCAGAGCAGAACUACUUAGGAUUAAUCUUCGUGAAGUAGAACUGGAUCCAGACAUCAGCCUUGAAGAAAUUGCUGAGAAGAUUGAAGGCUAUUCUGGUGCUGACAUCACUAAUGUUUGCAGGGAUGCAUCUUUAAUGGCAAUGAGACGACGUAUUAAUGGCCUAACUCCAGAAGAGAUUCGUGCACUUUCUAAAGAGGAGCUUCAGAUGCCUGUUACCAAGGGGGACUUUGAGCUGGCUCUGAAGAAAAUCUCCAAAUCUGUUUCUGCUGCAGACCUGGAGAAGUAUGAAAAAUGGAUGGCGGAGUUUGGAUCUGCUUAAGCUCAGUGACAGUUCUCCUUUGCUGGAGUUUUAUGGCUUUUGUUAUUCUCACAUGCAAAACGAGUUAGAAAUCUUUCUAAUGGCUUAAUAAAAGGUCUGCCUUUGCCCUCAUCCCACCCCCUUCUGGUGACAAGAUCUUUUAAACUUUAUUUGCCUUUAAAGGGAAUGAACAGAAUAAUGAGCUGAUACUGUAAAA